Molecule: messenger RNA, 1214 nt
Organism: Psammomys obesus (fat sand rat)
Lineage: Eukaryota; Metazoa; Chordata; Mammalia; Rodentia; Muridae
Gene: Surf2
Product: surfeit 2
Exons: 6
Coding region: 95-868 (257 amino acids)
Source: RefSeq, a predicted model, not a curated record
CUUUGAACACUUCCGGGGCCAAGAAACCAGCUUCCUUCCGGAACGGCGCUCUGCCUCACGCGGUGGCAGCGGCGUCAGAAGAGCGUUUGCCACCAUGGGCGAGCCACCUGCCGAUGUGCGGGCCUUCCUGCGCCAGCACCCCAGCCUGAGGCUGCUGCCCAACACUCAAAAGGUGCGCUGCUCUCUAACCGGCCAUGAGCUGCCCUGCCGUCUGCCGGAGCUUCAGGUCUACACCAGCGGCAAGAAGUACCAGCGGUUGUCGGGUACCUCCUCUGUCUUCGAUUACACAGCCUUCGAGCCACACAUCGUGCCCAGCACAAAGAAUCCGCACCAGCUGUUCUGCAAACUCACACUGAGACACAUCAACAAGAUCCCAGAACAUGUACUGAGGCACACCCAGGGCCGGAGGUAUCAGAGAGCACUUAAGCAAUAUGAAGAGUGUCAGAAACAAGGUGUGGAGUAUGUCCCUGCCUGCCUACUGCACAAGAGGAAGAAGAGGGAGGACCACAUGGAUGGAGAUGAGCUAACCAGCCAGAGAACAGCUUUCUGGGAGCCAGCUUCCAGUGACGAGGGAGGAGCCUUGAGUGAUGACAGCAUGGCAGACCUAUACCCACCUGAGCUGUUCACAGAAAGAGAUCUGGGCAAGCCUGAGAACAGUAACACUCCUGAGGACUUUCUGACAGACGGAGAGGAUGAGAAACCAAAGCAUUCAAAAGAGAAGGCCACUGGAGAGGGGGGAGAAGCCAAGAUGGACCACAAGAGGGGCCGUAAACUCAAGAAGAAGCAGCUUACCUCGUUGACCAAGAAGUUUAAGAGCAGUCAUCACAAGACCAAGAAUUUCAGUGUCUUUAAGCAGCUGGGGAGGUGAAACCUGCAAAGAAGCCUUUGGGUAUCUUGGAACUGGCUACUGAUGUCCUGACAUUGGCUGUUGCCCGGAGUGGACCUGGAGGCUCUGCUCAGAAGACAGCAGCAGCAGUGACUUGAAGAUUCUUCUCCAGGCAUGACUUUUUUUUUUUUUUUUUUUUGUAGUCUUCAGUGACCCUUGCUGUAGCUCACUGUAGCAUCCUGAGCCUGGCCAGGUCCCCACCCUGGCUGGUCACCACAUAGGAUCACACUAUAUACCACAAAUGUCAUUAUUUAUUUUGAUGUUUCCAAAGAUCAAAACAUUUCCAAACACAACUAAGAUAUAAAAUACAGCAUAAAAAUGAGGUUUA